AUGGCAAGUUCAGCAAAUAAAUCCGAACCAAAGAAAGAUGUUUUGAAACCAUCAAAAGAUACUAACAACUCCAAAUUGACAAGUAAAGAAAUUAGAGAAGAGUACUUUAACCAACUACGUUCAUGGUUGAAUACUGUAAACAGUUAUCAGUGCUACUACAAUAAAUUGCAACGAGAGUCUUUUCAAAACAACUACCGGCAAGUUUUGAAAAAUCCUAAUGAAGUUCCUAAAGUUGUACCUAAUGUUGUUCGUGAAACACCAGCUGUUGAACGUAAUCAAUUUGUGGGGAUAAGAUGCCAGAUACCGUCUUUAUGGAAGCGCUUUGGAGCUGAAUUCAUCGAUUUUUUGCUGUUAAGCUUAGUAAAAUUCUUGAUUGCUUACUUUAUAGUCGAUUCAAUUCUUGAAAUUGAUUUUACUAAAUAUAAUAGCAUUUUUACACGAGAUGAUUAUAAUGUUGAUUAUACUACAGCAGUAGAAAUGACAUCUGAACUAUUUUUUAUAGAAGUAACACACCGAAUAAUAGUUUGUGUAUAUGAGAUAUAUUGCCUACAAGGUAGUACAGUCUUUCAAGGAGGAGCUACAGUUGGUAAAACUCUAUUAGAUCUUACAGUUGUUCGAGCUGAUAAACUAUUUAAUAUAAGAGGUCAGCCAACUGAUGUCAUUGCUUUAAUUCCUGGUGGUGAUAUUGGCUGGAGACGAGCAGCACUUCGUUCAAUCACUAAAAAUUUGUUUUUUGCAUUCUUGUUUCCACUACCUUUUAUUACAGCAGCAGCAAAUCAAAACAGAUGUGCAUAUGAUGUUUUAUGUGGAACGAUGGUUGUAGAAGUUAUACAACCACUUAGGUGUGAACAAUCUGAACUUAUUCCUAUUGGGUAA
This is a messenger RNA of Macrosiphum euphorbiae (potato aphid), 876 nucleotides long. The record is from the annotation of a GenBank genome assembly. Lineage: Eukaryota; Metazoa; Arthropoda; Insecta; Hemiptera; Aphididae.